Messenger RNA from Odocoileus virginianus texanus, 2608 nucleotides. It is a transcript of the gene FGR, whose product is annotated as FGR proto-oncogene, Src family tyrosine kinase. Gene Ontology annotation, biological process: protein phosphorylation; innate immune response; integrin-mediated signaling pathway. Gene Ontology annotation, cellular component: extrinsic component of cytoplasmic side of plasma membrane. The record is from RefSeq and is a predicted model, not a curated record. Lineage: Eukaryota; Metazoa; Chordata; Mammalia; Artiodactyla; Cervidae. Gene Ontology annotation, molecular function: ATP binding; signaling receptor binding; non-membrane spanning protein tyrosine kinase activity.
GGGAUAUCCGUAAAGGGAACCAGACUCAGGAGUGAAGAAAGGCAAGGCAGGACACCUGUCCUGAGGGUCCUCUGGGAGAAACGGAGGCACACCGGGUUGGCCCCACCCUGGAGCUCACAUCUGAGGAAGUUGAGCCCUUUCCCCGGCAGUUCCUCUCUAAGUGUUGCAAUGGCGGAGUUUCUGGCAGGGCGUGGGGAGCCCUUGCUCAAUGACCUGCCUGCCUUGUCACUCAGAGGACACAGCUACCGGGAAAGCCUUGGCUCCCUUGGGGGCACCCCAAGUCAGACCUGGUGGUCCUGACUUCUGACUUGGGCCUUUCCAUGGUGUGGAACAAGCUCUGGAGGUCUCCGGCCCCUCCCAAGGACCAUGCCGCAGCCCCACUGACGCAGGAGUAGGGGCCUGAGGGCAGGGCACCUGGCAUGGGCUGUGUGUUCUGCAAGAAGUUGGAGCCGGGGGCCAAGGAGGAUGGUAGCCUAGAAGGGGACUUCAGGAGCUAUGGGGCUGCAGACCGCUAUGGCCCCGACCCUACUCAGAGCCGGCCUACAUCUUCCUUUCCCCACAUCCCCAACUACAACAGCUUCUCCCCUCAGCCCGCCAGCUCCGCCUUCCUUGAUGCGGGCACCAUCCGGGGCAUCUCAGGGAUUGGGGUGACCAUGUUCAUCGCUCUUUAUGACUAUGAGGCCCGAACGGAGGACGAUCUCACCUUCACCAAGGGUGAGAAGUUCCACAUCCUGAACAACACCGAGGGUGACUGGUGGGAGGCUCGGUCCCUCAGCUCCGGACACACUGGCUACAUUCCCAGCAACUACGUGGCCCCUGUGGACUCCAUCCAGGCUGAAGAGUGGUACUUCGGAAAGAUCGGGAGGAAGGAUGCUGAGAGGCAGCUGCUCUCCGCAGGGAACUCCCGAGGGGCUUUUCUCAUUAGAGAGAGCGAGACCACCAAAGGCGCCUACUCCCUGUCCAUCCGGGAUUGGGACCAGGCCAGAGGCGAUCACGUGAAGCAUUACAAGAUCCGGAAGCUGGACACCGGUGGCUACUACAUCACCACGAGGGCCCAGUUUGACUCCGUGCAGGAGCUGGUGCAGCACUACCUUGAGGUGAACGAUGGGUUGUGCCAUCUGCUCACUGCGGCCUGCACCACCAUGAAGCCGCAGACGCUGGGUCUGGCCAAGGACGCCUGGGAAAUCAGCCGCAGCUCCAUCACGCUGGAGCGCCGACUGGGCACCGGCUGCUUCGGGGAUGUGUGGCUGGGCACGUGGAACGGCAGCACCAAGGUGGCGGUGAAGACGCUGAAGCCGGGCACCAUGUCCCCGAAGGCCUUCCUGGCGGAGGCGCAGAUCAUGAAGCUGCUGCGCCACGACAAGCUGGUGCAGUUGUACGCGGUGGUGUCUGAGGAGCCCAUCUACAUCGUGACCGAGUUCAUGUGCCACGGUAGCUUGCUGGAGUUCCUCAAGGACCGGGAGGGUCAUGUUUUGAAGCUGCCCCAUUUGGUGGACAUGGCAGCACAGGUUGCUGAGGGCAUGGCCUACAUGGAGCGCAUGAACUAUAUCCACCGUGACCUCAGGGCAGCCAACAUCCUCGUCGGGGAGCGGCUGGUGUGCAAGAUUGCUGACUUCGGGCUGGCCCGUCUCAUCGAGGAUGACGAGUACAACCCCCAGCAAGGGACCAAGUUCCCCAUCAAGUGGACAGCCCCAGAGGCUGCCCUCUUUUGCAGAUUCACUAUCAAGUCAGAUGUGUGGUCCUUUGGGAUCCUGCUCACUGAACUCAUCACCAAGGGCCGAGUCCCCUACCCAGGCAUGAAUAACCGCGAAGUGUUGGAACAAGUGGAGCAUGGCUACCACAUGCCGUGCCCCCCAGGCUGCCCAGCAUCCCUGUAUGAAGUCAUGGAACAAACCUGGCGUCUGGACCCAGAGGAGAGACCCACCUUCGAGUACCUUCAGUCCUUCCUUGAGGACUACUUCACCUCCACAGAACCCCAGUACCAGCCUGGGGAUGAGACAUAGCCUGAUUGGGCAUCAACCACCUCUCUGGGGGUGCCUGCCAACCCCUUCCUAUUCCUAGGGUUCUGGUCCCAAAACCUCCAGGCCUAGAACCCUAUAGUGUCCUAGCAUGUCAGAGUAAGCAAGUUGCUUUAGGUUCAUCUAGGGCAACCUGUUCAUUUUAAAGAUGGGGCAAAUUGAGGCUCAGAGAUCAUCCCUCACCCACUCUGGCCCCAAGCUCUAUCUCUCCCCUUCCCACUUAAGCCCCUACAUGCCUCUAGCCUUCCUGCCUGUGCCCCUUCCCCCCAAAAAAGAAAUGCUGAGAUUUUUUUCUAGUUAUUUAUAAAAUUGUAUAUCCUUUCCUUCACUUACCUCCUGUCCCUGCUUUCUUACCUGUCAACCCACCCUGGUCCAGACCCCCAGAAUUCACCUCCUACUCAAUUCCCUCAUGUCUGUAAGUUACAAACACAGGAAAAAUUUCUGUCAGAUUCCUUUCCCGCUGGGUGGAUGCUGUCGUCCACAACUGGGGUCCAAGCCAGGGUGAAGGAGAGGGUUGCUGAGGGCUCAUCACCUCUCUGAACCAUGUGUGUGUUUACUGAUUUUGUAAAUAAGAAGAGUGACCAUAUGAA